GAGGAAGUAGUGUUUAUCAUGUAGCUCACAGUCGAAGAAGUCGCCUUUGAAGGAUAAGAGGAGUAAGAUUAAAACAGCUGUUGGAGCUCGAGACAUGUCAGGACAUGUUGAAGUUUGAUCUCUGCGCAUCAAUAACCUGCAACUAAAUUACUUCACCAUGGAGGGAACUUCUAAAAGCAGUGCUGCAGGUGAGCCCUCUGUUGCUGCUCAGGUUCCUUUCCUUCACCUGUGCAGUGCCUUGGAGAAAAUCCAGAAGUCAAAACUCCGACCAGAUAAAUCCAAGAUCCUUGGGGAUUUCAUUGAAUCAUGGAGGAAGUUUCAUUCUGUCCUCCACAAGGACAGCCCCAAAACAACAGACUCUUUCUACCCAGCUAUGCGCCUCAUUGUCCCCCCAUUUGAACGAGAGCGUAUGGCAUAUGGCAUCAAAGAGAACAUGUUAGCUAAACUCUACAUCGAUGUAUUAGGUCUCCCAAAGAAUGGCCCAGAGGCCAGUAAACUGUUGAACUACCGUGCCCCAACUACAUCUCAAGGAGAAGCUGGAGACUUUGCUGGCAUGGCGUACUUUGUGCUAAAGAAACGAUGCACCAGUCAAGGAAACCUCAGCAUCAAAGAAGUCAACGAUUUUCUGGACUCGGUGGCGAUCAACAACGCCAGCAAGCAGAAGGAUCUUGUGAAAAAGAGUCUGCUGCACCUCAUCACCCAGAGCUCGGCUCUUGAGCAAAAGUGGCUCAUCAGGAUGAUUCUUAAGGACAUGAAACUCGGGGUCAGCAAAGAAACUGUUCUGCAGGUCUUCCAUCCAGAUGCUGCAGAGCUCUACAAUGUCAACACGGACUUAAACAAGGUCUGCCAGCAGCUCCACAACCCCGCCGUGUCUUUAAGCGACGUCUCAAUUGGACUCUUUUCUGCUUUCAAGCCGAUGCUGGCAGCUGUGGCAAACAUCCGUAAUGUGGAGAAACAGAUGGGAAACAGCCCUUUUUACAUUCAGACCAAGCUGGAUGGAGAGCGUAUACAGCUGCACAAAGACGGGGACGUGUAUAAGUACUUCAGCAGAAAUGCUUUUGACUACACCCAACAGUUUGGAGGAUCCCCACUGGAGGGCUCACUGACGCCUUACAUUCACAAUGUUUUUAAAAGCCACGUUGUAAACUGUAUCCUCGAUGGUGAGAUGAUGGCAUACAACCCGACCACAGAGGUCUUCAUGCAGAAGGGGAGCAAAUUUGACAUCAAGAAACUCAUGGACGAUUCAGAGCUGCAGACGUGCUUUUGCGUGUUUGACGUGUUGUUAGUCAAUGACCAGAAGCUCGGCAAGGAAACUCUGAAGAAGCGCUACGAGACUCUUCAGACAGUUUUCAAUCCAGUCAAAGGGAGGAUACACCUGGUGUCAAAGGUCGAUGCCAGAACCAUGCAGGAGGUGGUGAAUGCCCUCAAUGACGCUAUCGACAGCAGAGAAGAGGGGAUCAUGGUGAAGGAUCCAUUGUCCAUCUACAAACCGGACAAACGCGGGGAGAGUUGGCUGAAAAUAAAGCCAGAAUACGUAGAUGGCUUGAUGGAUGAGCUGGACCUGCUGAUUGUUGGUGGCUACUGGGGGAAAGGGAGACGAGGUGGUAUGAUGUCACAUUUCUUAUGCGCCGUUGCUGAAGCUCCAAAGCCAGGUGAGAAACCCUCAGUUUUCCACACUCUGUGCCGCAUCGGCUCUGGCUACACCAUGAAGGAGCUGUAUGACCUCGGGUUGAAGCUCGCCAAGCACUGGAAAGUCUAUCGGAAAAACGACCCACCGGCAUCCAUCCUGUGUGGAACGGAGAGACCAGAAGUUUAUAUCGAACCCUGCAACUCGGUCAUCAUCCAGGUGCGGGCGGCUGAAAUAGUCGGAAGCGACAUGUACAGAACCAACUGCACCCUGCGCUUUCCCAGGAUCGAGAAGAUCCGCGACGACAAGGAGUGGCACCAGUGCAUGACUCUGGCGGAGCUGGAUGAGUUCCGCAGUAAGGCGUCUGGGAAGCUCGCCUCACGGCACCUUCACAUCGACGGCGAUGAACCACAAAAGAAGAAGCGCAAGCAGCCGGCAAAACCCAAGAAGGUGAUCGGGAUCAUCGACCACUUUAAGCCCCAGGACCUUUCUGGGGUUACCAAGGAGACGGAUAUGUUCGAGGAUGUGGAGUUCUGUAUCCUGAAUGGCACAGAUGAUCACCCUAAGGCGGAGCUGGAGAAGGGCGUGGCCAGAUGUGGAGGUAUCGUGGUUCAAAACCCAGGACGGGACACCUACUGCGUGAUUGCCGGCGUGGAGAACAUGCGUGUGAAGAACCUGGUUUCAUCCAACCAGCACGACGUGGUGUGGGCUGCCUGGCUGCUGGAGUGCCUGGACCAGAAAGACGUGGUCCCAUGGCAACCGCGUCACAUGAUCCACAUGUCCCCCGCCACCAGGGAGCACUUUGCCAAGGAGUACGACAGCUACGGUGACAGCUACUUUGUGGACACGGACGAGCAGCAGCUGCAGGAGGUGUUUGAUCGGAUCAGGGAUGCAGACGUGUCUGCAGCAGUGGACAUCAGCCAGGUGGAGCAGCGGUGCGGCUGGGAGGACCUUCCCACGAGCAUGUUCAGACCCUUCGAGGUUUACAUGGACCGCUACGCUGACAUAGGAGACCCGAAAACCACCAUACCGACCUCCUGUUUGGACAUCAGGGCGCUGGAGUUUCGCUACCAUGGAGGGACGGUGGUGCAGAAGUUAAAAGAAGGAGUGUCUCAUGUUAUCAUCAACGAGGAAACAAGACUCUUGGCAUUAAGGACUCUGAGGCGCAGCUUUAGGAAGAAGUUUAAGAUUGUAAAAGACUCAUGGGUGACUGACUCAAUCAAAGAAGGGUACGUGAUGAAUGACACUGACUACUUAGUCUGAAGCUCUGGUGAUAUACACAAACGUUUACAGUGGAGAGAAAUCCACAUAUUGAAAGCUUUUUAAUGAAUUUCCAAUCAAAUUAGCAAUAAACUAACAAAAAAACAGUCAAAACCACUGGUAAGGGUUAGGUAAGCAAUGUGAUUUCAGACUCCACUACGCAGUACAGGGAUGUUACUUCUCAGGGCUUUCAUGCAAACUUUAUGAGUUUUAUUUUUCUUAAUGAGUGAUUAAGGCUGCACGUUAUUAGUUUUAAGUUAAUAGGCCACUCUUAAUGUCUGGAAGGCGGUGAUUGGUUUUUGAAUUUUCACACUUAGAAUUGCAUUAUGAAGUACUGAGACACUAAAGCUGAUUAAUCUGUUUUUUAGAUAUUGCCCUCCCUUAAACUUUUAACCGAGCAGUUAUUAAUACAUUUUUAGUGAAAAAUUAAGCUGCUUUCAUCCUCUUUGCUGUUCUGUAGUUAGAUAUGAAAUCAUCAUAUAAAAAAUUUCAGUCCACAUUGGGGAAUCUGUGAUGAGAGCGCUGCAAGGGGAUAUUGCACUGUAAUAAUCUAAAAUAGGCCUUUUCUUAUUUUUCAAUUUUAAAGGGGCACUCCAUCAAUGUGGUAUUUUACCAGAAUAAAACUGGGGGGCUUGAAUAGUCGAAAUUGAGGCAGCUGAGGUCGAGAUAUCCUGCCUCUGAGUCCCUUUUUAAUGAUUUAAGCUGCAAAAGAAUUGAAUCCUACAUUUCCCAUAAUGCAACUGAAUAAUGUUUUCUUCACACCUCCCUCACCAUCUAAAUAACCUCUCAGACCUCAAGUCAAGAUGUCCUGACUUAGUCUGAUUUUAUGAGUCAAGCUCCAAAAAAAUCAAAUCCUACAUUUCCCAUAAUGCAACUGGAGAGUUUCUUUGAUUAGACCUCACUUCCCUCUGAAAUUUCUUUUCAAACAGUACACCUGCAUUGUCAAUUUCUGACAAAAUAGAAGCAGCUGAGGUUGAGACAUCCUGAUUUUUGCCAUUUUCUUAUGAUUCAAGAUCCAAAGAAUUAACCCUUGUAACAUCAAUAUGACAUCAUCAGGGUGUUUUGUUUUUAAAAAACUUUCCCUCCAGAGUCACAGAAAACAUUAUGAAAUUGUUUUCUCAGGCUCAGCAGUAUUUUUAGUGAUGAAAAAAAAAUGAAACUUUGUGUGUGGAAUUGGUGGCGGCAAAAAAGUGGGAUUAUUGUGCUCUUUUUGUGAUCGGUGCCUUUUUGUUUUUAAUUUUUCUUAGCUCUAAUAAAUAUCAUUGUUUUAAAGUA
Molecule: messenger RNA, 4162 nt
Organism: Plectropomus leopardus (leopard coralgrouper)
Lineage: Eukaryota; Metazoa; Chordata; Actinopteri; Perciformes; Serranidae
Gene: lig4
Product: ligase IV, DNA, ATP-dependent
Biological process (GO): double-strand break repair via nonhomologous end joining; immunoglobulin V(D)J recombination; nucleotide-excision repair, DNA gap filling
Cellular component (GO): DNA ligase IV complex; DNA-dependent protein kinase-DNA ligase 4 complex
Molecular function (GO): DNA binding; DNA ligase (ATP) activity; ATP binding
Source: RefSeq, a predicted model, not a curated record